Molecule: messenger RNA, 318 nt
Organism: Mixia osmundae IAM 14324
Lineage: Eukaryota; Fungi; Basidiomycota; Mixiomycetes; Mixiales; Mixiaceae
Exons: 1
Coding region: 1-318 (105 amino acids)
Source: RefSeq, a predicted model, not a curated record
AUGAAGCUGACGCUGACCAUGCUUGCGCUCACGCUUGCAAGCCUAUGCUCGGCCGCAAGCAUCGACACCAGCUCGAUGCAGGCACGCGAUGCCAACACUGUCGAGCGUCGCCAUGUAGGCAGCUACACCUGGUGCGGAGUGCAGAUCAAGUACAAUGUAAAGAAAGCUCCUCUUCCGUUCGGGUUCGAUCUUGCUUGGGAUCCGGCAAGCCAGAACUACAAGCUCACUCCCACUGGCGAUCUUCACUAUGCCGAAUCCUUCACGCCCGUCUUGCUCAGCAGCGGGAUCAUGUCCGAGUACCAAUUCCAACGCAAGUGA